Molecule: messenger RNA, 766 nt
Organism: Porites lobata
Lineage: Eukaryota; Metazoa; Cnidaria; Anthozoa; Scleractinia; Poritidae
Source: the annotation of a GenBank genome assembly
AUGUGGUUAGGUGGCAAAAUGGAAAACCUGAAGAACACAGAGGUUGGACAAGAUGCCAAUUUGAGAGAGUAAUCCACUUAGUGAUUUAUUUAGCCUGUCCUGUAACAGAGCUGUGCUUUGGCAGUGCCUGGUGGCCCCUGUUGCAUUACUGUUGCUCUUGGGUUACAAGGAAGUCUUAGUUUGUUCAAACACAUUUAUCCUGGGUACCUGGAUCUUUCAGGUUAAGGGCACAAGGGUCUUUCAUUUUUUAAGGACACAACAUAUGUUUUGCAUGUUUGUCUUAUGCAUACAUAAUUUAUGAUUGUUAUAGAAUGCACGAGUGCCACACCCUACCCCCUUUGACAUUUUAAAUGUUAACAGUGUCCUUCCCAUUUAUAUGCCAGGUUUCAUUGUAGUGUAAAUUGCUCAGAGUAGAGAGCAAGAACCAAAUCUAAAGAUUCAAAAUAGUCAGGGUGACUAUUUUGCCAGACUAAACUGUUGCUGAAGAACAAAGUAAAUGUUAAUUAAAUGUUUAUCACAGUAGUCAUGCCACUGUGACUAAAUAUGUUUUUUUGGUGUUCAGAAAUUGACGAAUCGCACAGACGUGUUGGACAAGGCACACCUUUCUCCGGAUGACAAAGCCAAAACAAAGGCCUUAUUAGACCUACACAAUGCUAUCCAGGAGAGUGAAGACAAUGAAGAGGGGGGCAGUGAUCCACCACCCAGGUACAUCAGGCCACUAUGCUCAGAGAGGUCAAAGUUAAGAAAACAUCAAUGCUGUUCUUGA